Messenger RNA from Anopheles marshallii, 648 nucleotides. It is a transcript of the gene Csp, whose product is annotated as dnaJ homolog subfamily C member 5 homolog. NCBI's taxonomy places the organism in Eukaryota, Metazoa, Arthropoda, Insecta, Diptera, Culicidae. The transcript has 6 exons. The record is from RefSeq and is a predicted model, not a curated record. Gene Ontology annotation, biological process: regulation of neuromuscular synaptic transmission. Gene Ontology annotation, cellular component: type Is terminal bouton. Bases 1 to 648 code for a protein of 215 amino acids.
AUGGAUAAAAGGAAAUUAUCUACGUCCGGGGAUACUCUCUACCAGACACUGGGCCUACAGAAGACGGCAACGGCGGACGAGAUCAAGAAGACAUACAGAAAACUCGCCCUAAAGUACCACCCGGACAAGAACCCCAACAACCCAGAUGCAGCAGAAAAGUUCAAAGAAGUAAACCGUGCUCAUUCCAUACUGAGUGAUUUGACAAAGCGAAACAUUUACGACAACUAUGGAUCGCUUGGCUUGUACAUUGCGGAACAGUUUGGCGAGGAGAACGUUAAUGCAUACUUCGUCGUUACGUCGCCUACGUGCAAGGCACUGUUUAUGAUUUGUGGUAUUAUCACCGGGUGUUAUUGCUGCUGCUGUUGCUGCUGUUGCUGCAACUUCUGCUUUGGCAAAUACAAACCAGUACCGCCCGAGAAUGCUGGAGAUUAUCAUCAUCUACACGAAGAUUUGGCAGAUCUGGAAGAUAAUGGUGGUGGCCCGGUGACAUCGCAGCCACAAGCUGGACAAGGACAGGGUGCCGGCAUGCCAGUGUACGCCAUGCCUCCACCAUCGUCCAAUCCGACGAAUCCGUUCACCGGAAACGCCACUGAGAGCACGGGGCUGAACACGGGCAAUCAACCGAUCUACACGCCAGGUAUGAAGUGA